UAAUCUAGCCAGCACUGUGUGGGUCGGAUAAUGCAUUCUGGUAUGUUUCCAAUAUUACAUAAAAAUAAAACUAUUUGUCAGUGACACAGAGUCGCAUCACACUGCUGUCUGCUGAUAUUGACUCUCUGCGGUUAAAGCGCAGGGGAACACGGCUCAAUCAGAUUAGUGGGUAAAUGGAUUGUGACGUCAGGGUUUAGGAAGCGUCGCGUUGACUUCACGCACAGCACACGCGCGCUUCACCCGGACGCACGCAGACCGAGCUGUUCUCCUCCCGCAGACAGACGCCGGCGGCAUGAGCUGAGUCCACCGACACCGACACCGGCCUGAAGCACAAACAGCAGAAAUGACCGCGUAUCUGGAGAUAGCAGAUGACAGCGAGGGGCACGAGCUGAGUCUGUUCUGUGUGCCGAAACACUACGAGGAGGAUCUGGACAGUGUCAUUAUCCCCAGCGGGCUCAUUAAAGACAGGAAUCUCUUGACUGACAUUUUUGGCAUGGCAUCAGCCAGCUUUAAUGAAUGCAUUCAUGUGAAAACACUCUGCAGGACUGAGAGGUUGGCCAGAGAUAUCGUUCGGGACAUGGGCGGCCAUCAUAUCGUGGCCCUCUGCGUUCUGAAAGGAGGGUACAAGUUCUUCGCGGACCUGAUGGAUUUCAUCAAGACGUUGAAUCAAAACAGCGAUAAGUCUGUGCCGCUGACUGUGGACUUCAUCCGGCUGAAGAGCUACUCGAAUGACCAGUCGACAAACUGUGUGAAGGUUAUUGGAGGAGAUGAAUUAUCUGCCCUUACUGGCAAAAAUGUGCUCAUAGUUGAGGACAUUGUAGAGACGGGCAGAACUAUGGAAACACUGCUCAAACUAUUAAAUGAAUGUCGUCCUAAAAUGGUGAAGGUCGUCAGUUUACUUGUGAAACGGACCCCCAGGAGCUCAGGGUACCGUCCAGACUAUAUUGGAUUUGAAGUUCCUGAUAAAUUCCUGGUGGGAUAUGCUUUAGACUACAAUGAAUAUUUCAGGGAUUUGAGUCAUAUCUGUAUAUUAAAUGACAGAGCGAAAGAGAAAUAUAAAGUGUGAUAUGACACCCACGUCCUGGAUGCAUGAAGACAAAGAUCACUGUGAAUUAUUAUUAUUAUUAUUUUUUGUUAUUAUAAAAUAAUUUUUCUACAUGCCAUCUGGAAUGAAUAAUGAGCUCCUGAAACAUGGAUUCCCAAAGAUCAGUGAUCACAGUUUAGUGUUGCAGUGAAUGAGAGCGAGUCUUGAAUCUAAUUUGAAUGGUCGUUACUGGGAGUGGCCUCUUUGUGGAUUGUUUGGACUGAGGCCUUAGCUAAAUUGAUUUUAUGUUGGCUAAUACAAGUUUGGAUCUAGAGCUCAGAGACAUCAGAGUUGAUCACGGUUAGCUGGUUAUUGUUAUUAAUAUAUUGUCUCCAGAUUAUCAACACACUGAGUUAUUGAAAUUUAGUUUUUUUUUUGCUUACAAUAAAGUAUCACUGACAAUGCU
This is a messenger RNA of Carassius auratus (goldfish), 1490 nucleotides long. Its product is annotated as hypoxanthine-guanine phosphoribosyltransferase-like. Gene Ontology annotation, molecular function: magnesium ion binding; hypoxanthine phosphoribosyltransferase activity. NCBI's taxonomy places the organism in Eukaryota, Metazoa, Chordata, Actinopteri, Cypriniformes, Cyprinidae. Gene Ontology annotation, cellular component: cytosol. The coding region runs from base 344 to 1066 and encodes 240 amino acids. The transcript has 9 exons. Gene Ontology annotation, biological process: guanine salvage; hypoxanthine metabolic process; IMP salvage. The record is from RefSeq and is a predicted model, not a curated record.